UUCUGGUUUACAAUCCCACAAGUAUUAUUGGGUCCUACCACAGGCAGGUACACUACCAGGGACCAGAAAACAAGGCCCUGAUGGCAUAGGUUUAUUGAUUUAUCCUUUGUUUCACAGGAGAAAAACAAUCAUAUCCUAGUGUUGGGCCUCGAUGGAGCAGGAAAGACCAGUGUUCUCUACUCUCUAGCUUUAAACAGAGUCCAGCACAGCAAGGCACCCACCCAAGGUUUCAAUGAAGUGUGCAUCAGCACUGACCACAGCCAGAUGGAGUUUCUGGAGAUUGGUGGCAGUGAACCUUUCCGUUCCUAUUGGGAAGUGUAUGUGUCCAGGGGAAUGCUGCUGAUCUUUGUGGUGGACUCAGCAGAUCACAGCAGGUUACCUGAAGCCAAGAAAUACCUUCAUCAGCUAAUUAAAAUAAACCCAGUCAUCCCUCUGGUUGUGUUUGCAAACAAACAGGAUCUCAAAGCAGCCUAUCACAUUACAGACAUCCACGAAGCUUUGGCAUUAUCUGACGUGGGAAAUGACAGGACGAUGUUCUUGUUUGGGACCCAAGUGACAGAGAAUGGCUCAGAGAUACCGUCCACCAUGCAAGAUGCCAAAGACCUGAUUGCACACCUGGCUGCACAUACGCAGUGACUAGGCGAGGCCCACAGUGGCUCACAACCUAGAAGUCACCAGAGAGUGUUGCAUGGCAGGCAUGAAGCCAAAGGUUUCCACUUUUAAAUAAAAAAUAACCCAUUUCCUAUUUUCUCAAUGCAUGGCAUAUAUACAAAGAUAAUGUUAAUUGAUUAAAAGCAUCUCUUUAUUUCGAUUUUGAACUUUAAAAGUAUUGGUAGCGCAAUGUAUUUGGGGGAAUUUGGAGUUUUAAGCAACAAAAUUAAAAUUAACAUUAGCAAACAUAUAUCCCAUUUGUAGUUUUUCAAUGACAUGAGAUUUAU
Messenger RNA from Myotis davidii, 938 nucleotides. It is a transcript of the gene ARL9, whose product is annotated as ADP ribosylation factor like GTPase 9. The record is from RefSeq and is a predicted model, not a curated record. Lineage: Eukaryota; Metazoa; Chordata; Mammalia; Chiroptera; Vespertilionidae. The coding region runs from base 265 to 636 and encodes 123 amino acids. Gene Ontology annotation, molecular function: GTP binding; GTPase activity. The transcript is spliced from 3 exons.